Metopolophium dirhodum (rose-grain aphid) is the source of this 606-nucleotide messenger RNA. Its product is annotated as ATP synthase subunit e, mitochondrial-like. The transcript has 3 exons. Gene Ontology annotation, biological process: proton motive force-driven ATP synthesis. Gene Ontology annotation, molecular function: proton transmembrane transporter activity. The record is from RefSeq and is a predicted model, not a curated record. Bases 147 to 398 code for a protein of 83 amino acids. NCBI's taxonomy places the organism in Eukaryota, Metazoa, Arthropoda, Insecta, Hemiptera, Aphididae.
UUGGCAUGAAUAUUGUAUAAUAUUUUAUAUUGUGGCAAUAAUAUAUUAAUAUCAAUGAUAUUGAAUAAUUAUAUAAUAAAAAAUAUUUAUUGUUUUUAAAUUUUUCUUUUAUAUCAAAUCAAUAAAUAAUUUUUUAAGUUUUAGCCAUGACUAGAGGUUUUAAGCCUUCCACAAAUGUCGCACCACUUAUCAAGUUUGGUCGUUGGAGUUUGCUACUAUUGGGCAUUUCUUAUGGAGCUACUAAACAUAGUUUUCUUCAAAAUAAUGCAGAUAAAACUAAAGAAACCCGUUACAAGCUCAAAGCUGUAAAAGAAAUUAAAAUAUCUGAAGAUAAAAUUAAGUUUGCUGCUGAAGAAUUGAACAAUUUGGAAUUGAUUUUAAAUCCUGUGAAAGUGUGAAGGAUGCAUAAAGAAGCUUCCUUUAGUUUGUUAGUUACAUAAAUGUUACUUUUAGUUAAAGAUUGAUCUAUCAAUACAUUAAUGAAAACAUUUUAACACAUUUAAGCAUUUUAGUGUAAGAGUUGUGUAAAAUAAUUUUAUGUUAAUUUUCCUGAUGUCUAGUAUUCAAUAAAUAUUAUAGCUAUAUAUGCGUAUAGUAAAUACCUAA